This is a messenger RNA of Aureobasidium subglaciale EXF-2481, 2091 nucleotides long. Its product is annotated as glycoside hydrolase family 51 protein. The record is from RefSeq and is a predicted model, not a curated record. Bases 1 to 2091 code for a protein of 696 amino acids. Gene Ontology annotation, molecular function: alpha-L-arabinofuranosidase activity. Lineage: Eukaryota; Fungi; Ascomycota; Dothideomycetes; Dothideales; Saccotheciaceae. The transcript has 5 exons. Gene Ontology annotation, biological process: L-arabinose metabolic process.
AUGUUGCUCUACGGUGUCGCUUUGGCGGCUUUGAUCUCUUCGGCUAAUGCUUUGGACCUUACCGUCGCUAGCAGUGGUGGCAAUGCGACUUCGCCUCUCCAGUAUGGGUUGAUGUUUGAGGACAUCAACUUCUCAGGCGAUGGAGGCAUUUAUGCAGAACUCAUCCGUAACAGAGCAUUCCAGGGCAACACUGUACACCCAUCUAGUCUGCUUGCCUACGGUUCAGUAGGAGGCACGACUCUGUCGUUGAAGAACCUGUCUCAGCCAAUUUCAAGUGCUUUGCCUACCUCGAUGAAUGUCGCCACUGGAAACGCUACAUCUGAUGAAGUCGGUUUCUCAAACACUGGAUACUGGGGUAUUGGUGUCGAGAAGCAAGACUAUACUGGCUCGUUCUGGGUCAAGGGGGCUUAUGAUGGUAGCUUCACGACCUCGUUGAAGUCUGACUUUACCAAUGAGACAUUCGCUACUGCUCAAGUCGUGUCGGCAUCCUCUCCUGACGAGUGGGUCCAGCACAACUUCACCCUCACUCCUGCUUCUGCAGCUCCGAGCUCGAACAACUCGUUCUAUCUCACAUUUGACAAGUCAGGGGUCUCUGGCGACUCCCUUGAUUUUACCUUGAUCAGUCUCUUCCCUCCCACCUACAAGAACAGACCCAAUGGUCUUCGCAAAGAUAUUGCUGAAGCAUUGAAAGAGCUGAACCCAAAGUUCUUGCGCUUCCCUGGUGGUAACAACCUUGAAGGCGAUGAUCCACCGUACCUCUGGUACUGGAACGAAACGAUUGGACCUCUCAAGGACAGACCUGGUCGACCCGGCACUUGGGGCUAUCAAAACACAGACGGUCUGGGUCUCAUCGAGUACCUCCAUUGGUGCGAAGACUUGGAGCUCGAGCCCAUUCUCGCAGUUUGGGAUGGUUUCUACCUUAGCGGGCCUGUGACACCUCAGGAUGAGCUUGGUGUGUGGAUUCAGUUUGCCCUUGACGAACUCGAGUUUUUGAUGGGAUCGACAAGCACCACCUACGGAGCUUUGAGGGCGUCUCUGGGCUACCCGGAGCCAUUCCAGAUCAACUAUGUCGAGAUUGGCAACGAAGAUAAUCUGGGUGGAGGCAAUGCCAGUUAUUCCGCGUACCGUCUGCCGAUGUUCACAAGCGCUAUCAAAGCAGUCUACCCCGACAUGACCAUAAUCGGAUCGACACCUACCGUUGACCCUAUUCCUGAGCACAUCUCUCUUGACUACCACGAAUAUUCCAGACCUGACAAUUUUGUCGAAGAGUUCAAUCUGUUUGAUCACUACAAUAGGAGCCACCCUAUCCUGAUCGGCGAGUACGCGGUCAUCGAGCCAAACAAUGCUACCAUGGCUUCGGUGGAUUGGACGUCAGGAGCGACCAGACUGGCGUUCCCAUCCUGGACAGGCAGUGUUGCCGAAGCAGUCUUCCUCCUUGGAGCCGAACGCAACUCAGACUUUAUCAUUGGCGCAUCGUAUGCACCAACUUUGCAGAACCUAAACAGCUACCAAUGGACACCGGACAUGAUCAGCUUCACGGCAGACCCUACAAAGGAUGUCUUGUCGACCAGUUGGCAUAUGCUUCAACUGCUGGGCAAUCACAUCAUGACCGAGACUCUGCCUGUCAGUGGUGGUAAGUUUGGACCGGCCUACUAUGUGGCUGGAUACAACAACCAGACAGGGUCGCAUAUACUCAAGACAGCGGUUUACAAGGCUACAGCCGAUGUGCCUGUGUCAGUCUCUUUCAAGGGAGUGACUGCUGGCACCACAGCUACAUUGACAGUCUUGACGGCACCAAGUGGUGACAGCUACAAUGCGGUUGGGGCUCAGGUCGUGCAGUCCACAAACACAAGCAUCAAAGCAUCUGCUGGUGGUGUGUUCAAGUUCGAGCUUCCCAAGCUCAGUGUAAGUGUACUGGAGGUGCACGGAAGAGCAACAUACUGGGCGGGCAGCUGGGGUGGACAUCGUGGAGCGUGGGGUCAUGGUGGAUUCGGCGGAUGGACACCUAGCUUUGGCGGAUGGGGCAGCUGGAAAGGCACAGGACACAACAAGCGAGAGUUGCGUCAAGGUUACAAGGAGAUUGUCUUGUAG